GGACGAUGCAGAUCGGAAGAAGAGCAGAUCUUGGCCGUCGGUUCCUUGCAGAGCGCGGGCGGUGCAGACGAAGCCUCGCGUCGUCGGUUCUCUCGUCUCCCAGCGGCCGUUCCCAUAUCCCAAGCCUAAUUUCCCCUCCCAAAUCCAAGAGAAAAGUAAAGUCUCCGGCCGGAUUCGAGAUCGGAGGCCAGCUCCAGGUAAGCGGCGCGCAAUCUUUUGCUCCUUGUCAAUCUCAAUCGCAGUUUUGUCCUGGCUGGUGGUACUUGUGUUCUGAUUUGCCUGGAUCGAGGGGAAUUCGUCUCUAGGUAGGAUUUCACAGUUUUAUGGCCUUUGAUUGCAACAAGGAAGGAGGAGUUUCUUCACCUGAGAACUAUUCCAGGAUUUGCACUCAAGGCACUCUCAUCCAGGAAAAUCCUUUAACUCACUGCGGAAAGGCUAAAAAUUGGAAGAGCCUCAACAGAUUAAACUACCAGAAGUCCAGUUAUGGAUCAAUUCCAGGUGAUUCUGAUCCAAAGCAAGAUGAUGGAACGAGUGAUGAGGCAAUUGCUUCAAUCUGUGGCAUUAGGUCCUUCACUGAUUUGCCAGCUGCAUUGGUCUGUGAGGUCCUUGAACACCUCGAUGCGAAGGAGCUUGGCAUUGUAUCUUGUGUCUCCACCCUUUUGCAUUCCUUAGCCACAGAUCACCAGGGAUGGAAGAAGUUCUACUGUGAAAGGUGGGGGCUUCCAAAUCUUCCCAUCACCCUGAAUGGACCCUCGGUUCUAGGUGGACCCCCAGAUGGGAAAUCCUGGAGAACAUUUUUCGUGGAGCGGGAGUUUCAAAGUAAAUCAUUCAUGGGAAAAUUCGAUGCGGAUGUUCUCUGUGGCCACAGUGAAGAUGUACGCGCUGUUUUCCUUCUGGCAUCAACAAAUCUGAUUUUCACCGGUGGUCGUGAUUCUGUGAUUCGGAUGUGGAACAUGGAGGAAGGGCUCUUGAUUGAUACGUCCCGCCCGCUCGGUUGCACCAUACGGGCAAUUGCAGCUGACAAUAGGCUUUUGGUGACUGGAGGAACCAAUGCCUUCAUUCAGUGUUGGAGGGCCGUUGAAGGGAAUCCUUUUCUUUUUCAGAUUUCUGGAAGUGGUACUUACCAGGAUUCUGAGUUUUGCCUUUGGGGACAUGAAGGUCCUGUGACUUGUCUUGCGUUGGAUUCACUGAGGAUUUACAGUGGUUCCUGGGACAUGACUGUUCGUGUUUGGGACAGAACCCAGAUGGAGUGUGUACAAAAGUUCAUGCAUGCAGACUGGGUUUGGGCUCUCGCACCUCAUGGAAAUACUGUUGCCAGUACAGCUGGCAGGGAUGCAUAUGUGUGGGAUAUCAGGAACGGCGAGUUGACAAGCAUAGUUUCCAAUGCCCAUGUUGGUAAUGCGUAUUCUUUAGCUCGGACUCACCUGCCAGGUGUGUUGUUUACUGGAGGAGAGGAUGGGGCAGUUCGCUUGUUCAAGGUUUCUGAUGUCUCUGAUGAUGAGGACAUUAAGCCAUCAGCAACUUGGGUGCCACACUCAGGCCCUGUUCAUUCUCUCGCUUUUGAGUAUCCAUGGCUUGUCUCAGCCUCUAGUGAUGGCAGGAUUGCAUUAAUUGAUUUGAGGAAACUUCUGACCCCCCAAAACUCAUCAAAGCACCCAUUUAACGUUAAGAGCUUUGAUGCAAGUGCCAUAAAGCCUCCACAGAGGAUGCUUCAUGGCUGUAGAUGUGAACUUUUCUCCAUUGCCAUUGGUGCAGAUAGGAUUGUAUGUGGGGGUGAGGAUGGUUCUGUCAAGGUCUGGAACUUUUCAGAAGCGCUGGAGAUUGAGAAGAGGGCACAGGCUCUAAAGAGUUUGAGGCAGGAGAACCGCAUGAGGCGGAAGAAGGCACAAGUUGAGAUGAAUGCAAAUGGUAGAAGGUCUGACCAGUGCUCAAUAGCCAUGAAAAGGAACCAACUGAAGGGUGAUAAGAGUGUCACUUGGCACAGCAAGCAUGCCAUUAACGAGAAGGCCAAGUCUUAGAUUAGGACCCUUCUAAACAUUAUAGUUUAUCAUGGCCAUGCAUUGAUAUUUCCUUUGUUGGAAGUUCCUUUUCUAAUUCCAUCGAAGCUAGGUUUUCUCAACAUUGGCACAGUCAGAUAUUUGAUUUCAUACGGUUAUCCAAUGCAAUUCUUAUUUGUACGCAAUUGUCAAUGGUGGAAAAACUCUUCGCAUUAUCCAUUUUGCGCCUUGAUUGCAUA
Molecule: messenger RNA, 2236 nt
Organism: Phragmites australis (common reed)
Lineage: Eukaryota; Viridiplantae; Streptophyta; Magnoliopsida; Poales; Poaceae
Product: F-box/WD-40 repeat-containing protein At5g21040
Exons: 2
Coding region: 324-2018 (564 amino acids)
Cellular component (GO): preribosome, large subunit precursor
Molecular function (GO): protein binding
Source: RefSeq, a predicted model, not a curated record